AUGGUGGCUAUGAUUGUUUGUUUGGCGAAAGGUGAAGAGCAAACAGUGAUAUCUGAAAUAUAUUCACUUGAUGGUGACUUCGACAAGAUUCGGGCAUCUGCACACAUUCAAUUCGAAUUGACUCAUGUCAAUGGUGAACCGAGUGUCAUCAUCGAAACGGAACAAUGGUUACAUACAGGCCGCUAUAUAACUGUUACAACAAGACCGAAUAAUUGUCUCGAUAUCAAAUUGGUGAGCGGCACUAAUUAUCCAGCAAUCAAAGUGUAUGUUAAUUACCGCACACCUCUCCUUAGUUUGGAAAUAGAUGGAGCAUCGUCAAUGAGAUCAAAAAACGUCGUUUUUAGUAAUCCUUCAUCGCUUUUGAAUGUUGCACAUUCUGGAACUGGCAUCGUAAUGCUCGAACUACAGCACGGCUCUAAUAUUAAUGUUGCCAUAUCAGGUACAGGUCAACUCUCUUUAUCCGGUCGAGUUCAAGGGAAUGGACGAUUGAGUGUCUCAGGUACUGCGAACUUGGAUGCAAUCGCAUGUCCAAUGAACAUUGUGACUGUUGAAAUGUCUGGAACUGGAUUAGCUUCUGUUUAUGGCGUAAAAGGAGUUCAUGCCACCUUGAGCGGAUUUGGUAACAUUUGCUAUCGAGGACCUUUGCUUAGUCAAGUGAUAAGUGGUCUUGGCUCGAUCAGAGAGUGUAUUGUUGAACAGACGUCUACAGAACCUCAACAUUCAUCAUCGCAAAGUGACAAAAUCAUGGAUAGAAAUCAACGAUUAAUGGUGAUUCUUGCUACUACAGUUUUCUUUCUCUUCUUCUAA
Rotaria sp. Silwood1 is the source of this 807-nucleotide messenger RNA. NCBI's taxonomy places the organism in Eukaryota, Metazoa, Rotifera, Eurotatoria, Philodinida, Philodinidae. The record is from the annotation of a GenBank genome assembly.